This is a messenger RNA of Symbiodinium sp. CCMP2592, 894 nucleotides long. Lineage: Eukaryota; Dinophyceae; Suessiales; Symbiodiniaceae. The record is from the annotation of a GenBank genome assembly.
AUGAUGUCCGCUGCGGCCGAGCUGCAGAUCAGCUACCGCAACACGUUUAUCGACGCCGAUGUGCUGGGCGCAGAGUCGAUGCGAGCGCGGCCUUUGCCACGGGCAGCAAGCUCUCCCAUUCUGAGUGACUUCGCUGACAUGGCCGAAGACAUCCUCCGCAAGCAGGAUCGACGCACCCGCUCCUAUGUGGGCGGAUUGCUGGACCAGGCCAAGAAACUGGUGCAUCCGGAGACUAGCCUAUCCCGCGACGAGAAGGAUGCGGCCCCCGUAGCCGCCGUGGUUCCACCGACUGGAUUUGACAUCACUGGAACGCAGCGGGAGACCGGCGAAGCUGCAGCAGCCACAUCUGCGCAGCUGAGUCAUCGUUCGGCGAUCUUGACUGCAGCUUUCGCGAUGUCUGACGCAAAGCAUCUGGGUGAUCUCAACCAGGGAAGUCGUGGGCACCCUUUCCUUUGUCGUCGGCCCUGCGUGCACAUUUUGCGCUCGGGAUCCUGUGCGAAGGGCGACUCUUGCUCGUAUUGCCAUUUCCCGCAUGAAGCCAGGAGCAAGCUGGACACUCGACAGCGUGCAAUGUGCGAGGCGAUGCCCAAAGCCCAGUUCCUAUCCGUGUUGACUGAGAUGCUGGCGUCGCAGGGCACUAAAAUACCCGGCCAGGGCCGGGACAUUCUCAGCGUUUUGAAGAAGGAGAUGGAGGAUGCGGAACAAUAUGCUACGCAGGCCUGUGACUCCGAGGAGACUGAAGCUCCGCGUGUCGUCGUGAAGAAAUUCCGUAAAGUGAUCUCGAAAAUGAACUUCGCGGCGUUGGUGUCUCUGACCUCACGGCGCUGUACGGACAAGAGUAAGUCGUGCCUCCUCGCGAUCUUGGAGUCCCUUCGUGCCAAUAGUGAGUUCUGA